Messenger RNA from Pogona vitticeps (central bearded dragon), 2710 nucleotides. It is a transcript of the gene RGL1, whose product is annotated as ral guanine nucleotide dissociation stimulator like 1. Gene Ontology annotation, molecular function: guanyl-nucleotide exchange factor activity. Gene Ontology annotation, biological process: Ras protein signal transduction. Gene Ontology annotation, cellular component: plasma membrane. The record is from RefSeq and is a predicted model, not a curated record. Lineage: Eukaryota; Metazoa; Chordata; Lepidosauria; Squamata; Agamidae.
GGUCAUGAAUUGACUGCCGAGGCUUGAGGAGCAGCAGCAGCAGCAGCAGCAGCGCGGGAAUGGUGCCUGACUGUGUGGGGAAGACGUCCCUGCGAGUGGAUUCUUACAGGCUUCUUCUGGCGGGACUUGCCAUGCCCAUUCGGGGCACCGAAGAAAAAACUCAGGAUGAAGUGGCUUUGGAGAGCUAAAAUGGUCUCAGUUCAGGACUUGGGAGAUGAGGAAGAGGAAGGAGCAGUCUACCAUGUCACUCUGAAAAAAGUGGAGAUUGUACAGGCUGCUAACAAGGGAGCAAGAUGGCUAGAAGUUGAUGAGGACCAAUUGCCCCCAGAGCACACAGUCAACCAAUAUGAGACAUUUAAGAUCAGGGCAAUAAAAGCUGGUACUCUGGAGAAGCUUGUGGAGAACCUACUGACAGCUUUUGGGGAUUAUGAUUCCACCUACAUCAGCAUAUUUCUGUCAACAUACAGGAGCUUUGCUUCUACAAAAGAAGUUCUGGAACUGCUUCUUGACAGGUACGGAAACCUGGAAAAUGCAAACUGUGAAGAGGCAGGGACCAGUAAUUCUGCUCACACCAAACCAGAACUCAGGAGUGCCAUAGCUUCCAUCUUGAGUGCUUGGCUAGAUCAGUGCCCCGAAGACUUCGAAGAACCACCCGAGUACUUCUGUCUGAAAAAAAUCCUGGAUUAUCUGACACGGACAAUGCCGGGGUCCGAACCAGAAAGAAGGGCUCGCAAUUUGUUGGGUCAGUUCCAGCCACAAGAAGCAGAAAAUCACAAUGAGGUUCGUGACACAGUUGCCAUUGAGGAAGAAGGGGAGACUCCUGGAGCAGAAGACCUCUCUUCUUUCCCAGAAGAUCUUGUGGCAGAACAAUUAACCUACAUGGAUGCUGAAUUAUUUAAAAAAGUGGUGCCACAUCACUGUUUGGGCUCCAUCUGGUCUCGGAGGGAGAAGAAGGAGAACCAACACUUGGCCCCCACCAUCAGAGCCACCAUUGCCCAGUUCAAUGCUGUGGCCAAUUGUGUUGUCAGCACCACCCUGCACAACAAAGAGCUGAAAAUACAGCAACGAGCGAAGAUCAUAGAGAAAUGGAUUGAUAUUGCACAGGAAUGCAGGAUCCUAAAGAACUUUUCCUCUUUGAAGGCUAUUGUUUCAGCACUACAGUCUUAUCCCAUCUAUCGAUUGAAGAAGUGUUGGGCAUGUGUCUCAAAGGACAGUAUGAUGGUAUAUGAAGAGCUGUCAGCACUUUUCACUGCCCAUGAUAAUUAUCUGGCAAGCCGCGAAUUGCUCAUGAGAGAAGGAACAUCUAAAUUUGCAAAUUUGGACAGCAGCGUGAAAGAGAACCAGAAGAGAACUCAGAGGCGGCUAAAGAUGCAGAAAGAUAUGGGGGUAAUGCAAGGUACCAUUCCCUACCUUGGUACUUUUUUAACCGACCUGACCAUGCUGCACACAGCUCUUCAGGACAGUGCAGAGGGAGGGCUAAUAAAUUUUGAAAAGAGAAGACGGGAGUUUGAAGUAAUAGCACAAAUCAAGCUCUUGCAAUCCUCCUGCAAUAACCACUGGAUGACUCCAGACAGGAAAUUCAUCCAUUGGUUCAAGAUGCAGCCACGUUUAACAGAGGAGGAGAGCUACUCCCUAUCCUCUGACAUUGAGGCAGCCAUUGAUCCACCCAUAACUUCACCUCAAAAGAGCAUGGUGAAGCGACUAAGCCAAUUAUUACUGGGGCUGGAUCCAGCUGAUUCAGCAGCAUGCUCCACCCCUGUGAAAGACUCUGGAGGAAGCAUGGAUUCUGCCAGCAUCCCCUCCUGUGAGCUCCAUCACACAGAGAUAGAAGACCCCUGUGUCACCCCCACAGCUACUCCAGAGGAGCCCCAGAAGAAGCCAUCAGAGUCCUCCUCAGUUGCCGGCUCUGCCACCUCCUCUGCCUCCUCCUUUGAGGGAGCUCUCCUGUGUCCUCCAUCGCCCGUCAGCAGUCCCCUGAUCUGCCCUGUUUAUAACGAGCAGAAGGGGGGUGCCUGCAUCAUCCGGGUCAGCGUGAAGGAGGAUAAUGGCAACAUGUACAAGAGCAUCAUGUUGACCAACCAGGACAAGACACCAAGUGUCAUCCAGCGGGCAAUGGUGAAGCACAACCUAGAAGCUGAUUGUGUGGAAGAUUAUGAACUGGUGCAAAUCAUCCCUGAGGGCAAAGAACUUGUGAUCCCUUCCUCCGCAAAUGUGUUUUAUGCCAUGAACAGCCGGGCUAAUUAUGACUUCAUCUUGCAGAGGAAGAAUGGCCUCCUCGCAUCAGCAAAGCUUAGAAGCGGCUUUAAGCUUCUCAAGAUCAUCAAAAGAACAACAGUGAACAGUGUGCGGCGCUCCGGAGAUUGUUGCAUUGCAGCUCUCCGCUUUCUUCAUGCCUGGCUACUCUGACUGAGGUCAAGGAUUGUUGAGGCCUAACAACAUCUGGAAUUUCACUUUGGUGCAGCUGUGCCCACCCCUGACUUAUGGCCGGUCCACAAAAAGCUGAUCAGUGGAGGUGACAGAUAUUUGCACUGCACCACUUCAAGGGGAGGCUGAUCUUUCCUAACAUUUCUCCAUGUAAAAGUAAGAAGCACAUCAGAGGUAAUUUUGUACUGAUGUGCCCCUAAACAGUUACUGUACUAUAACAUUCUCUACACUGAUUUCAAGUGAAAUUGAGCAUUUGUUUCUUAUCAUAAAAUGGGGGCGGUUUUUU